UGUGCUUAAUGGGUUAGUUACAUGUAUAAGGAUCUUUCUAGCACUAACCAGCAGAAUCAUCCUUGUGACCAGGUCCCUAAGGUACUGCCUAUCUGGCAACAAAGGUUGGAAAGUGCACAAAACAGUGCUGGACUAGGGCAUUUCUCUAGGUUCUGCUCUGGUAUUGGUUAUGAUGUAAUGUGGAUACUUGUGCAACUAUGGUAUAUAAGGGGACAGGUUCAUUCAUUAUGUUCACAGAGAUCAAAGAAGACCAGAGAGGCUUUGCCCAGGUGCUGAUAUGGAGCAGGUGUCAUCAACAGGCAGACCCGUGCAGAUCACUGUGACAGAUGGAUAUGACUUGAAAGGUUUUAAAGGAGAUACUCCAGUUACCUUUAUCCGUGCAGAAUUCAAUCAGGUGGUUCUGGGAGACUCUGCAAAAAUUACUGUUUCUCCAGAAGGAACUGCAAAAUACAACUUCACCUGCAGUUUUGAGUUCAAUCCUGAAGGAGGAGUCACUUUAAAUGACCUUGCCCGCAAACCUGUGUUCUUAACGAUGACUGAAGUUUUACCAAAGGAAAAGAAACAGAAAGAGGAGAAGACCAUGAUUCUUGGUCAAGCUGUGGUGGACCUUCUUCCUUUACUGGAAGGAGAGAGUUCAUUUGAAACGAUGGUCCCAUUGCACCCUGUGCCAGGCUCGCCCUUGGAACCUCUUCGAUCAGGUGUCAAGCAGUGCAGUCUUGAAGUUAAAGUAUUUGUGGCGGAGCCCUUAUUGACUGCAGCCCAGAUCUUAGGAGGCAGUCUCCUGAAGGUCACAUUGGAGGCUGCCUACUCUGUGCCUGAAUCCUUCAUUCCAAUGGGGCUGCUGCAGAACUUCAUGGUUGGUCUGCAAAUUCCAUCAGCUGGAGAGAAAGACUAUCCCAUUUUCUUCAAGAAUGGAACUCUGAAGCUUGGAGGGGAAAGAGAACCUGUUCCUCGGCCCAAAAAAUGGCCUAUUGCCAACAUUCUGGCUCCAGGAGCUAAUAACAUUCCUGAAGCUUUUAUCGUUGGUGGGCCUUAUGAGGAAGAAGAAGGGGAACUCAACCAACCUGAGGACAGGGAAUUUAGGAACCAAGCAGAGUGCAUAAAGAAAAGGAUUACUUGGGACUUGGAAAGUCGCUGCUACCUUGAUCCUUCUGCAGUGAUCAGUUUUCAGAAGCGAAUUGCUGAUUGCCGAUUUUGGCCUGUAGAGAUCACAAGGGUUCCUGUGGUUACUGUACCCAAAGGGAAAUCUGCUAAAUUUGAAAAGACUGAUGAUGAAGGUCAGCUUUCAUUUCAUGGUGUGGCUUAUGUUAAUAUGGUGCCAUUGCUGUAUCCAGGUGUGAAGAGGAUUCGGGGAGCUUUUCAUGUUUACCCUUAUCUAGGUAGCAUAGUCUAUGAAAAGACCAAGUGUUUAUUUAGCUUGUUCCGGGAUACUGACCAUAAUUUGAUUCAGAAUAAUAAAAUAGGAGGAAUUAAUUCUCCAGUGUCCAAACCAGUUAUUUCUAAGAACCUUAAAGAAGAUAAAACAGUCAAAGAAAAGGAUAUGGAAGCAAGGCCUAAGGCUGGGGAUGUGCAAGCAUCUAGUAUAAAAUCUCAGAGCUCAGAUACUCCUUUGGAAGUUGAACCCUCUCUCUGCAACAAUCCAGAAGGACAGCAAUAUGUAGAAGCAGGGACAUACAUUGUGUUGGAGAUUGAGCUGGACAAAGCCUUGGUUCCGAAGCGAAUGCCAGAGGAGCUAGCCAGAAGGGUCAAGGAAAUGAUACCUCCAAGGCCGCCUCUUACCCGUCGGACGGGAGGAGCUCAGAAGGCAAUGAGUGACUACCACAUGCAGAUCAAGAAUAUUUCUAGAGCCAUUCUGAAUGAGUAUCACAGGAUGUUUGGAAAACAGGCAGUCAAAGUGGGGAGUGAUCUGGAUAGUGAAACCCUGGAGGAGCAGAAGUGCCAGCUCAACUAUGAACUUAAUUGCUCUGGAAAAUACUUUGCUUUUAAAGAACAACUCAAGCAUGCUGUGGUAAAGAUUGUGAGAGAGAAGUACUUGAAGACAACAGCAUUUGAAAGCCAAGAGGAGCUGCAGAAAUUUAUUAGUGAGCUCUAUGUUUUCUUGGUGGAUCAGAUGCAUGUGGCCUUAAAUCAAGCCAUGCCAGAUGAUGUCCAAGGCACUCCUUCAACCAUUUAUACCAGCAGUGAACAGCUUCGACUCUUUGCAUUUGAAGCAGAAGUCAAUGAGAACUAUGAAAUGGCAACAGUGUACUAUGAAGAGAGGUUGGUUCGUGAGCCCCAGAACCUGGAGCACUGGCUGGACUAUGGUGCCUUCUGCCUCCUAACUGAAGACAAUAUCAAAGCACAAGAGUGUUUUCGGAAAGCCCUUUCCCUGAACCAGAAUCAUAUCCACAGCUUGUUGCUGUGUGGUGUCCUGGCUGUCCUGAUGGAGAACUAUGAACAGGCAGAAAUUUUCUUUGAAGAUGCUACUUGCUUGGAGCCAACUAAUGUUGUAGCCUGGACUUUACUUGGCUUGUACUAUGAAAUUCAAAACAAUGAUGUUCGAAUGGAAAUGGCAUUUCAUGAAGCCUUCAAACAGCUUCAGGCACGAGUGCUUCAGGCACAAGUUACAAAGCAGAGGAGCACCAGACCAGGAGCUCCAUUAUCCAUUCUAGAUGAAUUUCUUGAUGAAUCCUCUAACCUGCAGUCUGAGUCACAUGAACCCAUUUUGUCUGUACAGUCUCAGGAUCCAACUACCAGCCAAAGACCAUCCAACACAUUUAUCAAGGAGAUACCAUCAAAAAAAGAAGCAUCAAAAUGUCAAGAGUCAUCGACUUGUCUGCAUCCCACCCUUUAUAGUGUUUCCCAAACUCCUACCACCAUCUUCAUGGAGACCAUACGCUUCUUGAUGAAGGUCAAUGCUGUGCAGUAUGUACACAGAGUGCUUGCACAUGAGCUAUUAUGCCCUCAUGGAGGCCCCAGCUGUGAGUAUUACUUGGUGUUGGCCCAGACACACCUACUCAAGAAGGAUUUUGCUAAAGCAGAGGAAUACCUUCAACAAGCAGCCCAGAUGGACUACCUGAACCCUAACGUCUGGGGCAUGAAGGGCCAUCUAUAUUUUCUGAGUGGAAAUCAUGCUGAGGCCAAGGCAUGCUAUGAGCGAACCAUUAGUUUUGUAGUGGAUGCUUCUGAGAUGCACUUCAUCUUCCUGAGACUGGGGCAGAUAUAUCUGGAAGAGAAAGAGUACGAAAAGGCAAAGAAAACCUACCUGCAAGUCUGUAAGAGAUCGCCUUCAUGCCUUACCUGGCUAGGACUGGGAAUCGCCUGUUAUCAGCUGGAUGAGCUCACAGAGGCUGAGGAUGCUCUCUCUGAAGCCAAUGCACUGAACAACUACAGUGCUGAAGUAUGGGCAUAUCUGGCUCUGGUCUGCCUGAAAGCUGGACGGCAACUGGAAGCUGAGCAGGCCUACAAGUACAUGAUGAAGCUGAAAUUGAAAGAUGAGAGUCUGCUUGCACAGAUCCACAUGGUACAGGAGACAGUUGGCUUUGGAAAUCCAUCUUUCUGACAUCCUUCCACCUGAAGAAUUUUCUAUAUGGGACACUGAGCUCCUUUCCUUCCCAGAGAAAUUAAACCCUGGAUGUCUCACCAUAUGAGGGCUUGGGAUAAAGAAAAAAGGAUCUUCAGCACAAACUGAAACCCAUUCACUUAUUUCCAUUGGCUAUCUUACUGGAUGGCUAUGUUACUGGAUGUUUUAGUGGUUAACAGUAAACUGG
This is a messenger RNA of Kogia breviceps (pygmy sperm whale), 3749 nucleotides long. The record is from RefSeq and is a predicted model, not a curated record. Lineage: Eukaryota; Metazoa; Chordata; Mammalia; Artiodactyla; Physeteridae.